Molecule: messenger RNA, 3218 nt
Organism: Vitis riparia (riverbank grape)
Lineage: Eukaryota; Viridiplantae; Streptophyta; Magnoliopsida; Vitales; Vitaceae
Product: LEAF RUST 10 DISEASE-RESISTANCE LOCUS RECEPTOR-LIKE PROTEIN KINASE-like 1.2
Exons: 1
Coding region: 1517-2296 (259 amino acids)
Molecular function (GO): polysaccharide binding
Source: RefSeq, a predicted model, not a curated record
AUGCAUACUGUUUAUUUAUAUUUUUCAUGUAAUUCUUUAUAUGAUUUUUUUUGUAUUGUCAAAUAACUUUCCUUUUAAUCAAAUUGAUCAGCCUCCUCAUGGAUUUGAACUGUUCCUAUACUUCACCCAGAACAACUUGGGCUAAAAGCUUGUGCUUCAAGCUCACUCCAACUUCAUCUUGGGCCAAGGGUAGGCCAAGGGUAGGCCAACCCAAAACUGUGAUUGAUAGAGGUUUCCUCCCUAUUGCUAUGUACUCUCUAUGAUUUGUAGAAAUGGUCUGGUUAGAAGGAGUCAACUCAAUUGGCUCAAUGAUGUCAAGGGCUUGCUUGUAUUUAGGUGAAUUUCAACUUAAGCAACUUCAUCAUGUGAACUUGCUUGAAUAAAACCUCAAACUUUAUAACCUCUAUUAGUAGACAUAUAACGAACAUCGGCAUUCAAAAAUCAUUCUCAUCUUGUGAUACACAGCUUUGACUCCUUAAUUGGUGCAAUAAUCCGGUCAUUCAUGGUCAAGGUUUCCCAAUUAUCGCUUCAUACACCAACCAUAUAUUCUUGUCUAGCUGUCGUUAACUAAGAAUUAAGAAUAACCCCAUAUCUAACUUGUUUUCUGAGAGAUGGAUUCGAGAAUGAACCUUGUUUUGUCAUGUAUGGUUUGAUGAAGGGUGUUUUGGUCACUGUGGUCAUAAAAUUUUGAGUCCCUUGUGUGUGUCUCCGUCGGCUUGGAGUCAUCAAUGCAAUUUUCUUUUGGUUUACUUUCCUGGCAUGUGGAAAGAGGGGAAAAAGUUCUGUCUUUCCACACUUUCUUCCAACCAACCACCCCCACUCAGAAGGUCAUCCACUUAAUCAUGCCGUCAUCACUCAAUUUUACAUUCCAAAGAUGUCCCUUCAUAGUAUGCUUUCCAGGGGAUACACCAUGGGUAUACUAGUCUUUCAUCUAGCAGAUACGUUCUCCAAAUUGUCAUACUUUUGUCUACUUUAGUUGUUAUCUACCUUAUGAUGUCAUUUUUACUUGGCGGUGAUGGUGUCUUCAUUUGUAGUUAUGAGUUUGCUGAGUUCCUGUGCCAAAAAAACUAGUGGUUGUCCAAAUUGCAGAUUCAGGACCCAUUACCAACUUUUUGGUUGAAGUUUGACAUUUAUUACAGGUCUUAUAAAGUUCUAUUUCUGAAAUUUUGUUAGGUAGUGAAUGGGUCAACAUCAUUGUUAUUUAUUUAUUUACUUUUUUUUUUUUUAAUUUAAAGGUUAUAUUUUAUGUGUUCAUGAAUUUUUCAACCCUAAGGGAGGGGAGAAUCAAAGUUGAUAUUUACUUGAAGCACAAGUUGGGUUCCCCACGCCAAGCAAGCCUUUUCAAACAACAAUUAUAAGCCAAAACAAAACAGGGGUAAGACUAAUGACUUAAAAGACAAAGAUACAAGAAGCCAAGCCAACUCCAUUGAAAUUGUCUUCAAAUGCUCCCCUCCAACUCCCCACUUUUCUUCAUCUUCUCUGUUUUCCUCUGUUCUCUCUCUCCAUUCCUCUUCAAAUGGAUGCCCAGAACAUCUUCAUAUGGAAAAGUACCUUCUGUAUAAUUGUAGUCAUUAUCAUCUUCACCAGCUUUGUUAUUGAAACCCUAUCUGCUGAUCCAAAGUUUGAGGCCUGCAAGCCUCACAAUUGUGGGACAGGUCCAAAUGUAAGCUACCCCUUUUGGAUUCCUAAAGAACAAGAAUCCUAUUGUGGUUUCCCAAAUUUCUCAAUCACUUGCAAUGAUGAAAAACCAGUGCUCACUAUUUCUGAUGAUUAUUAUGUCAUUAGAGAGAUCUUUUACACCAACCACUCGUUUCUCAUGUCUAAUUCUGCUGUCUAUGAUGGUGAUUCAUGCCCAACUCCUCUGCAUAACUUUAGUCUUGAUAGGACUCCAUUCAAUUACAGUCCUUCUCAUUAUGAUCUCUUGGUGUUCUACAACUGCACUUCUGUUCCUGUUGAGACCUUAACAAUUCCAAUUGAUUGCAUGAGCAAUGCUACUCUUCACUCCUUUGCUAGCUUUCAUGAGGAAGCUUUGGAGUACAUGAAUUUUUCUACAGAGUCAUGCCAAUCUAUGGUUAAUGUGCCUGUCGAUAUUGAUGGUGAAGAGGGUUUUGGAAAUUUGUUAAACUGGAAUUUCACAGAGAUUUUGAGGGAGGGGUUUGUUUUGAGUUGGACUGCAAAUAAUUGUAGCUCUUGUGAGAGAAGUGGUGGGCGUUGUGGAUUUGAAAACAAUGAAUUCUUCUGUUUUUGCCAGGAUCGCCCACAUCUCAGAACUUGCCAUGAUGGUAAUUCUAUCUGAUACUAUCUGUUUCAAUCAUCAUUUAAUUGUUUCAUUGUUAGAUGAUUUGAAUUCUGGUCCUAAAUUAUUUAAAACCCCUAGAAAGCAAGAUGUUCUUUGCAGUUUUGUGUUGGUUUUUCUUUGAUUUCUUUUAGGCCAUUUUGUACAAUGAUUGCUGAGAGAGCAAGGAAAAGUUGCUGCUUUCUCAACAUGUUUAGGUUUUGGUUAUAUCCAAGGUUUCAUUCACAUCCUUUCUGCUACCAUUAGGAGACAAUCCAGUUAAUCAAAGGUCAUGUUUUUGUUUUUGUGUUUUUUUUCUCCUUUUUUCUUUUUAGUCUGGUCUUGGAGAUGACAUGAUUAGGAUCAGCAAUAGAUAAGCCUAUUUGCUUUCACCCAAGUCAAAUGUGUGCUUUAGGAGGAACUUCUAAGACAGUUAAUGAUUAUAUAAGCUUGAAAGGAGUUCUGGUAAACCUUAGGCCUUACCAUCACAAGAAGAAACAUAUUUAGUUCUCUGUGGACUCCUUUUCAUGGACGAUUAGAUAUUUUUCUGCUGCAUUUUUUUCUUUUAAGGGCAAGUUAAUUUAAUAUAAAUUUGCAUGAAUGUUUUCGCCUUGGCACAUGUAUUGAUUCAACAGUCAAGCUAUGAGGCAAAAUGGAACCACAGAUCAUGCCAAUUGGAUGUUGAAAAUUGCUACUGUUCCAGCUUUUCUAUCCUCUGUAAAUGUUUCUAGACUCUAGGCACCCCCACUUUCUUCCUCUUAGAGAAACACCCUCAAUGCUAAUUAACAUCUCUUCAUGUAAAGUCCUGGAUACAUCGUGUGGACCAAUCACCACAGCAUCCUUUCAGGUUUUAGUAUGGGCGAGAACCCUAACAUGGCUACCCCAAACAUCCGUAAUCAAAAUCAUAAAUAUGAUGAUUUUAUGGCUCUGUUUCAUUCUCCUA